UACUAUCAACCUCCAACGUGCCAACAUUUUAGGUUAUGUUUGUAUAUUUGUUGUGUUGUCUUGUGCUACUUGGCGAGAUUUUACAAUUUUUCCCUAUCCGUCACUGAAAAAUCAAAUUUCUACCUAAUAAAUAUAAAGCAGUAAGUCGAUUAUCGUCGUCAUCAACUAUGUCGUUUAGGGGCGGCGGAGGCGGUAGAGGCUUUGGGGGCCGCGGAGGAGGCGGUCGUGGUGGCGGAAGAGGAUUUGGUGGCCGCGGGGGUGGAGGAGGCAGGAAUUUCGACCAAGGACCACCUGAGAGGGUAAUCCCAUUAGGGUUUUUCGACUACUCAGUUCAGGACGAUCUGGUGUGCAAAGUUGAGCUGGAAGACGUGCCUUUUUUCAACGCUCCCAUUUAUCUGGAAAACAAGGAGCAAAUCGGAAAAAUCGACGAGAUUUUCGGUAACAUAAGAGACUAUUCCGUGUCAAUAAGGCUUGGGGACAACAUGAAGGCAGGCAGCUUUAAAAAGAACCAAAAACUGUUCAUUGAUCCGGCGAAACUCCUUCCGCUUCAGAGGUUCCUUCCCAGACCUCCUGGCUCCGUACAAAAAAGAGGAGGAGGAGGUCGUGGUGGACGAGGUGGGGGCGGGGGAAGAGGGGGAGGAGGUUUUGGUGGCCGAGGUGGUGGAGGCAGAGGCGGAUUUGGCGGUAGAGGGGGCGGCCGUGGAGGUUUUGGCGGUGGGGACAGAGGCAGAGGAGGAGGAGGCUUCAAUAGGAACUCCGGAGGCGGUGGUGGAAGGGGUGGUUUUGGCAGAGGAGGAGGCGGGGGAGGGUUUAAUAGGAACAGUGGCGGAGGUGGGGGCGGAUUUAAGAAGUGGUAGGUUAAGCGUAUCUGUUAAUAUGUUCAAGUGGUGUAUAAAAAAUAUUUUUUAAUAAAAUGUCUAGUUUUAAGGAA
Messenger RNA from Anthonomus grandis grandis, 931 nucleotides. RefSeq names its product probable H/ACA ribonucleoprotein complex subunit 1. Gene Ontology annotation, cellular component: box H/ACA snoRNP complex. Lineage: Eukaryota; Metazoa; Arthropoda; Insecta; Coleoptera; Curculionidae. The transcript is spliced from 4 exons. Gene Ontology annotation, molecular function: box H/ACA snoRNA binding. The record is from RefSeq and is a predicted model, not a curated record. Gene Ontology annotation, biological process: ribosome biogenesis; snoRNA guided rRNA pseudouridine synthesis. Bases 168 to 857 code for a protein of 229 amino acids.